Messenger RNA from Rhopalosiphum maidis (corn leaf aphid), 2263 nucleotides. RefSeq lists its product as uncharacterized. Bases 293 to 2131 code for a protein of 612 amino acids. Gene Ontology annotation, cellular component: early endosome; membrane. NCBI's taxonomy places the organism in Eukaryota, Metazoa, Arthropoda, Insecta, Hemiptera, Aphididae. The transcript is spliced from 17 exons. The record is from RefSeq and is a predicted model, not a curated record.
AGUUAUGUCGUACGCGCCUAAGUACCUAGUUACUAGUCAGUUAAAUAGUGAUGAUAUUAUUAUUAUUUAUUAUUUAAAUUGUAUUGUGUACGUCUAGCUCACGAAUUAACAAACGUCAAGUUUGAUCGAGUUCAUCACAAUAAAUCGUAGGUAACCUGCGUUAGACUCAUGAAAUCUGUUCGUUUGUCCCGAGUGUAUCCAGUGGUCGCCGUCGGUGCCUGCCUGUAGCUGCUGGAGCAGCUUUUCGUCUUUUCACGAUCUCUCGUCUCUCACAGGAGCCUCAAGCCACAUUAUGUCGGACACGGAUUCCAUCAAAACCGAUAAAUCACAAUCAGAUUUGCAGCAAAAAUAUGAUAAAUUAGCUAUGGAGUUUGCCAAAGCGAGAAUGCAAUUGAAUGUCUUAAAAAAAGCUUAUACUGCAAAAACUUCUAAAUUGGAUCAUAGAAGUAUUGAGUCUCUGGACCAAUUUGAAAGCUGUAAAUAUGAUACAAUGUCUACAAGUAGCUUGGAAAUUCAAGACAAUUUUAACAAAACAAGUCAAGUAAAUUCUAAAGGAAAAGGAACAGACGAAUUAAAAUCUAAAGAUGUUCAGUUCUUAAAACAAGAUAUCAACUCUAUGCACCAAUAUAUACGACGUGUAUUAGAUUCCACAAAUUCAAGUCAACUUGAUUAUAACCUUAUUAUGUCAGAAAUUGAGUACUGUAAAGGCAUACAAAACAGUAGUCCGAAUAAUUGUUGUGAAGUACUCAAUGAUGAAUUGACAGCAUUAAAGUGUUCCGUUACCGAUUGCUUGUACAACAUAUUAUAUAAUAAACUUGAAUCUAGAACUAAAAUAAACACUGAAGAUUCUCGCCUCACUAAUCCUCAUCAUUAUUGUUUGGACAAUAACUAUAAAUCUGACGAAGACAGAUUACAAAAAGUUUUUGUUACAUUGGUUCUCCAUUUUUUUCUUUCUUUCAUUAUAAAUCUUAAUGAUGUCUUAGAAGAUUUGCUCAAAGAUAUUAAUUUAAAGGAUGCAUCACUUAUUUUACAAAGAAGUUUAAAAUCAUUAACAAACAAAUUACAUAGUAAUACCUUGGUAUUAGAAAAUAUUCUAACGUAUAGUGCUGAUUUAAAAACCUUUAAAUUUGAUACUCAGCACAUUGUUAUGGAAAAUAUUUUGCAAUUUAUAUCUGAGAAAUGUAUUGACUGUGUUAAUUCAAUUAAAGAUUUCAUAAAAUCAGAUAAUACUGUUCACAUUGAUUGCUCAUCUUUGCGUCAAAACAUAAUAUCAUUCAUGGCAUUAAAAUUUCCUAUUGGAGAGUUAGUUAACUCAGGUGAAUAUUUGAAUUCAACCAAUAUAAACAACAAAUUAGAUGGUGCUUAUGAUACAGUACACACUCUGUUACGUGCCAUAAAUUUAUUGGAGUUUGAAUAUUUGUAUAAAUUUAGCCAAAUGGAUAUGCAUUGGCAUAUGAGAAAUCCACUUUUACACGUAAAAUAUUCAAAACAAGCUAAAGAGGAAUUAAAUUCACCAUCAAUUUCUCAAAAUAGCUACAAAAGUAUAAUUCAGGUUUACAAUGAAAAAUUAAAUGAAGAGAUGAACAGAUCAUUAUCUUUUGAACAAGAAAAAAUCCAUUGGGAAAAUGAGUAUAAACUUCUAUGUAAAAAAAAGGAAAAUAUACCAUUUGCCUAUAAAGAUAAAAAUCCAGCAUCUUUGGAGUCAAUAGUAGUGGAAAAUGAUCUGGGCAAAUGUGAGUCGGUUUUACAGUUUAAUGACGAAGUAAUGGCUAGAGAAAAUGAACUCAAAUGUUAUUUUGAAAAAAAAAUUAACAAUUUAAUUUCGACAAAUAAAGAAUUAUCCAGUCAAAGCAAUGCAUAUGCUAUGGAGAUCACCGCAUUAAAAACACGAUUGGACCAUAGUAUAUUCGUUCGUAAUGAUCUGGAAAUAAAGUUACAUGAGGCAUCGGAACACAUUGAUGAUCUUAAAGAGGAAUUUCACUUGACAUCUACAAAUUAUGAGACUCAACUCAGAGCAAUGACCGAACAUUUGGCUAGUUUAAAUGAGACGGUUGUAUUAGAGCGGCGGCAUAUAGAUGAUCUUAAUAGCCAAUUAAAAAUGAAAGCAAGUAAAAAGAAGUCUUCCAAAUGAAUAUCAUCAGUAUUAAGUACAUUUAUAUAAUAUAUAUUAACUAUUUUAUUUUACAACAUAAUAUAUUAUUAUAAUUUAUUGAUAGUUUUGUAUGUUAUUUAAUUGUUCUCUUAUCAUAGUAUUUUGUAUAAA